AUGAAUAUUCGUAAGAAUAAAGAACGAUCUACUGGAGAGAAAUUAACACGUUUCCUAUUGGGGUAUCGGGCGACUCCACAUACCGCUACUGGUUGUACACCCGCUGAAAUGCUGAUGAGAAGAAGACACCAAACCACACUUGACUUAUUACAUCCCAGUUUGUCGGCUAAGAUGGCAAGGAUAUCGAAUGACCUAUCACAAUCUGCAUUGCCAAAGUUUGAAACAGGAGAUCCAGUUAAGGUGAAAGAUUACCGAGCACAAAUAGAUCCAUGGAUAAACGGAAUGACUCAAAUUAGGUUGAGUCCAAUAAAUUAUCGACUUCAG
Messenger RNA from Paramuricea clavata, 324 nucleotides. Lineage: Eukaryota; Metazoa; Cnidaria; Anthozoa; Malacalcyonacea; Plexauridae. The record is from the annotation of a GenBank genome assembly.